Molecule: messenger RNA, 2808 nt
Organism: Mus musculus (house mouse)
Lineage: Eukaryota; Metazoa; Chordata; Mammalia; Rodentia; Muridae
Gene: Csk
Product: c-src tyrosine kinase
Exons: 15
Coding region: 781-2133 (450 amino acids)
Biological process (GO): negative regulation of Golgi to plasma membrane protein transport; negative regulation of low-density lipoprotein particle clearance; cellular response to peptide hormone stimulus
Cellular component (GO): plasma membrane; cytoplasm; cytosol
Molecular function (GO): transferase activity; proline-rich region binding; identical protein binding
Source: RefSeq, marked validated
ACCAGGCCUGCGAGCUUCCUCCCAUCGGAGCCCGGGCGAGCUGAGGUUGGCCGCCGCCGCUGAGCCUGCUGCCUUCCUUGCGCUUCCGCGCCACCCUGCGCCCUGCCCCGGGGAAUCCCACCGGGGUGGGGUCCGAGCAGGGCCAACCCGGGCCGCGCCGCCGUCGGGGCCGUCCCCGGGCCAGCCGUCCCUCCCGCCUGGCCAGCCUCUGGCCGCCCAGCCUCCGGGGUGUGGGGCUUAGGCAAGCCCUGCGAGCGGCGAUCGAACGCCCGGGGCGGCCCCCCGGCGGCGGCGCGACGUCCCCAAACCGAACCUCCGUGGCCGCGUUCGGAAGCGGAACUCUGCCGGGGCCGCGCCGGCUACAUUGUUUCCUCCCCCCCGGACUCCCUCCCGCCCCCUUCCCCCGCCUUUCUUCCCUCCCCGCCUGGGGCUGCGCGGCAGUCCCCCUGCCUGUCUGGCUCCCCUUCCCUCUCUUUUCGCAUCCAUACACCUCUUUGUACCGCACCCCCUGGGGACCCCUGUGCCCCUCCCCUCCCCCUUGGCCGCAUGGACUGUCCUGCAGGCCACUGAUGCCGCCCUCGGUGAGGAGGCCUGGACCGCAGUGCCCCCAGAGAGGAGGCUGUACCCUAGGCAGCAUAAAAAUGCCUUGGAUGAAGGGAAAGGACAGUCAUUAGGAUUGGACGAGCCAUGAAGUGCCAAGGAUAAGGCCUGACACUGACUCUCAUGGUACCAAGUCACAGAUCGGCCUUCCUGUAGCACGGGGACGCCAGACCGCAGAAGAUGUCGGCAAUACAGGCCGCCUGGCCAUCCGGUACAGAAUGUAUUGCCAAGUACAACUUCCAUGGCACUGCUGAGCAAGACCUUCCCUUCUGCAAAGGAGAUGUGCUCACCAUCGUGGCUGUCACCAAGGACCCCAACUGGUACAAAGCCAAAAACAAAGUGGGCCGUGAGGGCAUCAUCCCAGCCAACUAUGUCCAGAAGCGUGAGGGUGUGAAGGCAGGCACCAAACUCAGCCUUAUGCCCUGGUUCCACGGCAAGAUCACACGGGAGCAGGCCGAGCGGCUUCUUUACCCACCAGAGACAGGCCUGUUCCUCGUGCGGGAAAGCACCAACUACCCUGGAGACUACACACUGUGUGUGAGCUGUGAGGGCAAGGUGGAGCACUACCGCAUCAUGUAUCAUGCGAGCAAGCUGAGCAUUGAUGAGGAGGUGUACUUUGAGAACCUCAUGCAGCUGGUGGAGCACUACACCACAGAUGCCGAUGGACUCUGCACUCGCCUCAUCAAACCAAAGGUCAUGGAGGGCACCGUGGCGGCCCAGGAUGAGUUCUACCGCAGUGGCUGGGCACUGAACAUGAAGGAACUGAAGCUGCUACAGACAAUAGGGAAGGGGGAGUUUGGAGAUGUGAUGCUGGGGGAUUACCGGGGCAACAAAGUUGCAGUCAAGUGCAUCAAGAAUGACGCAACUGCCCAGGCCUUCCUGGCUGAAGCCUCCGUCAUGACGCAACUUCGGCACAGCAACCUCGUCCAGCUGCUGGGUGUGAUUGUGGAGGAGAAGGGUGGGCUCUACAUCGUCACAGAGUACAUGGCCAAGGGGAGUUUGGUGGACUAUCUUCGAUCACGUGGUCGUUCGGUGCUAGGUGGAGACUGUCUCCUCAAAUUCUCAUUAGACGUCUGUGAAGCCAUGGAGUACCUGGAGGGUAACAAUUUUGUGCACCGGGACUUGGCUGCCCGGAAUGUGCUGGUGUCUGAAGACAACGUGGCCAAAGUCAGUGACUUUGGCCUCACUAAGGAAGCCUCCAGCACUCAGGACACAGGCAAGCUGCCAGUCAAAUGGACAGCGCCUGAAGCCUUGAGAGAGAAGAAAUUUUCCACCAAGUCUGAUGUGUGGAGUUUCGGAAUCCUUCUCUGGGAAAUCUAUUCCUUCGGGCGAGUGCCUUACCCAAGAAUUCCCCUGAAGGACGUCGUCCCUCGGGUGGAAAAGGGCUAUAAGAUGGACGCUCCGGAUGGCUGCCCGCCCGCAGUCUACGAGGUGAUGAAGAACUGCUGGCACCUGGAUGCUGCCACACGGCCCACGUUUUUGCAGCUUCGGGAACAGCUCGAGCACAUCAAGACCCAUGAGCUGCACCUGUGACCUCUGCCUCCGCCAAGGCCAUGGGCCGGCAGGGACAGGGCCUCGGAGAUUACAGAUCUGGUGCCCUGCUGCUUGCUGGGCCUGAACUUGAACUGAGCCCCAGCCGGCUGGUAGGCCUCUUGCCUCUGACCUGCCUGUCCCUUCUGGCCCCCAGGGACCCCACCUAGGCCUGGCAUCUUCUCUCAUGGACCCACCUAUAGGGCUUGGGGUGCCCACUGAAGGGGCUGAGGAGAGGAGGCCAAGGAACAGGAGGAGUGCCGUGCAGCUGGCCUCCUCAAGGCCCCACCAUUCGCCUUCUUAGAGUUUUAUUCCUUUCCUUUUUUGAGAUUUUUUUCCGUGUGUUUAUUUUUUAUUAUUUUUCAACAUAAGGAGAAAGAAAGUACCCAGCAAAUGGGCAUUUUACAAGAAGUACGAAUCUUAUUUUUCCUGUCCUGCCCCUGGGGGUGGGGAGGAAUCAGCCUCUCUCUAGGGACCCAUCACCCCAGCCCGUCCCCCAUCCCGUGUUCCAUGUCCAGUGUUGCCUCGGUCGCCUGUGUUUGCGCUUGACCAUGUUGCGCUGUUUGCAUGUGCCCAAGGCAGGCGUCUGUCGGGGGCUUGGAUUUCAUGUGCUGUGGCCGCUCACCCACACCGCCUUGUGAGAUGGAAUCAAUAAACCACUCCAUGAGGACACCGCCA